AUGCCUUUCCCACACACCAACAAAUAUGUCUCCCCCUGCAGGCUGGAGUGGGUGGAGAUCAUCGAGCCACGUACACGGGAGCGCAUGUAUGCCAAUCUGCUGACCGGUGAGUGUGUCUGGGACCCGCCGCAGGACGUGCAAAUCAAGCGGACAGGUGACAACCAGUGGUGGGAGCUAUUCGACCCCAACACCUCCCGCUUCUAUUACUACAAUGCCUCCACACAACGCACUGUGUGGCACCGCCCGCAUGGCUGCGACAUCAUCCCCCUUGCAAAGCUGCAGACACUCAAGCAGAACACAGACACUGGCAUCCCCCAGCCUGCUGGAGGAGGAAGCGGGAGAGCAUUGGCUAAAAACAACUCGAGACCCAACAGUGGGGUCAGCCUGGAGGGGAGUACGUCCUCUUCCCUGGACCAGGAGCUGAAAGACAAGCAGGCCAGCCAGGAGGAGUCAGACAGGACUUCUUCCUUCAGAUGGAACACAGGUACGAAGGAGCGAAUGCUGAUCAAGGUGACAGACAGAGAGCCCAGCUUCCUGGCCCUCCAGGGAAACGGUUACUCGCCUUGUGAUACCUCCAUGACUGGACCUUCUUCUGGGGGGGACGCUGUCUACCAUAACAGCCGCUCCUCCACAAGCAACCCCCCCUGUGAGUCGGACAGAGCCCCUGUACUUUACACGGACCAAAGUCAAUCCCCCUUCCUUAAACGGGCUGAACUUGGUGCUAAUCGGACACACCGCAGCAUCUCAGGUGACUCCCAGCCUCCCUCACCCCGCUAUGUCUAUGAGCCCCCGCUGUAUGAGGAACCACCAUCAGAUUACCAGCCUCCACCCAUCUAUGAGGAGCCCCCCAACGACAUGCACCACUCUGACUCCUCGUCUUUCUAUAACACCGGCAAGUCCCCGGCCCACAAGUCUUCAGCUCCCCUCUACCACUCCCCUAAGCAGGGCCAGUCACCCUAUGGCCAGAUGGUUCUGACUAAGCAAAAGUGUCCAGAGAAAACCCAAAGCCUUGAGUACAGCCCGGUGGGAAAGGAAUAUGUCAAGCAACUAGUUUAUGUGGAACAGUCCUCCUCCAGUCCACGUUUCAAGACAGCUGACCGGCUGGUGCGUUAUGGCAACACAGGGGCCUAUGGAAGCUCCUACGGGGGUUCCUAUACUCUUCAGCAUAGUCAGUCGCUAAUUAGGGACCCCCGUUUAAUGCUGGACUGUGGUGGUGAGAUGGGUGAUGGGGGACAGAGGCUGCUUUACGAAGACUCCAUAUCCUGGACUUCCAGCCAGAACCGCUCUUUUCUAUCUUCCACCACAGGGGCUUUCACUGGCUUCUCUCCAGGGAGCAACCGUAAACGUACGGAGAGAAAACCCUACAUUCCCCAAGAGCUGGAGCACUAUGGUGGCUCAGGGGAGGGGCAGGAGGUGGCUGGCAUGCUGUCAGAAGCAUUGCUGACGCAGGCAAAGCUGGCAUGGGAGGCCCAGCAAGUGAUCAAACAAAGGAGCAGUUGGGACUCUGGGCAAGGAGGAGGGGGAGCGCAGGCCAGGAGCUCCAAGGAUGGAUAUGAGAGUGAUGGGGCUGUGCCACCUCCCUUACCAGGGCCCGUGGUGAGGGCUUUCAGUGAGGAUGACGCACUGGCUCAGAGCGACGGCUCCCACUGGAAGCGUAGCACAUUUGAUCGACUUGGCUUCCCUCACAUCCUGCUGGAGAAGAGCUUGUCUGUUCAGACAAAUCUAGCUUCACCAGAGCCGUAUCUUCACCCCUCACAGUCAGAGGACUUGGGAGCCUGUGCCCAGUUUGAGGCCAGUCGGAAUGCCCGGAACAUGAUGCCUAAUGCAAGCUGUGGAAUGUUCCCAGAAUUCACCCUGAGGAAGCCAUCUUCAGAGACAGACAUUGAGAACUGGGCGUCCAAGCACUUCAACAAACACACACAGGGUCUGUUUCGAAGGAAAGUGUCCAUUGCCAACAUGCUAGCCUGGAGUAGUGAGGCAAUCAAGAAGCCCAUGAUUGUGACCUCUGAUCGCAACGUGAAAAAGGAAGCGGUGGAGAUCUUUAAGCUCAUACAGACCUACAUGGGAGACCGACGCUCCAAGGCUGAUCCCCUCAACGUGGCACUUGAGGUGGUGGUGCAUGGCUGGAGUAACCACGGCUUGCGUGAUGAGCUUUACAUCCAGCUAUGUCGUCAGACAACAGAGAACUUCCGUUAUGACAGCCUAGAGCGUGGCUGGGAGUUAAUGGCCAUCUGUCUGGCCUUCUUUCCUCCAACACCUCGCUUCCACUCCUACCUGGAGGGCUACAUCUGCAGACACAUGGACCCUCUUAAUGACACCAAAGGAGUGGCCAUUAGCAGCUAUGCCAAAUACUGCUUCCGUAAACUAACAAAGGCUGCUUUGACUGGGGCUAAGAAGGGCUUGAAGAAGCCAUGCCUAGAAGAGAUCAAGCAUGCCAAGAACGCCAUCUUCAACCCUUCCAUGUUUGGCUCGUCUCUGGAGGAGGUGAUGACACUGCAGAAGGAGCGCUACCCAGAACGCCAGCUACCGUGGGUGCAGACGCGCCUCUCUGAGGAGGUGCUGGGCCUCAACGGAGACCAAACAGAGGGCAUCUUCAGGGUUCCAGGUGACAUUGAUGAAGUCAAUGCACUCAAGCUGCAAGUGGACCAGUGGAAAAUCCCUACAGGACUAGAGGACCCACAUAUUCCAGCCUCUCUGUUGAAGCUGUGGUACAGGGAGCUGGAGGAGCCGCUGAUCCCCCAUGAGUUCUAUGAGGAGUGUAUCAUCCACUACGACAGCCCAGAGGCAGCUGUCAACGUGGUGCUUGGCCUGCCGCACAUCAACAAACUAGUGCUCUGCUACCUCAUCCGCUUCUUACAGGUAUUUGCCCAGCCUGCCAACGUGGCCAUCACUAAAAUGGAUGUGAACAACCUCGCCAUGGUCAUGGCUCCCAACUGUCUGCGCUGCCAGUCUGAUGACCCCAGGGUCAUCUUCGAGAACACACGCAAGGAGAUGUCUUUUAUCCGUGUGCUCAUCCAGCGUCUGGACACCAGCUUCAUGGAUGGAUUACUAUAG
Molecule: messenger RNA, 3054 nt
Organism: Lampris incognitus (smalleye Pacific opah)
Lineage: Eukaryota; Metazoa; Chordata; Actinopteri; Lampriformes; Lampridae
Gene: arhgap39
Product: Rho GTPase activating protein 39
Exons: 10
Coding region: 1-3054 (1017 amino acids)
Biological process (GO): signal transduction
Cellular component (GO): cytoskeleton; cytoplasm
Molecular function (GO): protein binding; GTPase activator activity
Source: RefSeq, a predicted model, not a curated record